CCACACCACCGCACCACCGUCGCUGUGCUAUUUUUCUUUAAUGGAUAAGAGUUGGAUGUACAAGCCUAGACAAUCUAGGGAAUAUCAAGAAGGAGUUGAUCAAUUUCUCGAGUUUGCUUUUAAUAAUGAGUCAGUUGGUGGGAAGAUAAUGUGUCCUUGCAAGCAUUGUGUUAACUCAUUAUGGCAAACAAGGGAUGAAGCUAAAGUGCAUUUAAUUUGUGAUGGGUUUUUAAGAGGAUACACUCAAUGGGUUUGUCAUGGUGAAUUUUCUUCUAUUAAUGAUAUUGCAUCAUCUUCUUCAACCCAUAUUCUUGAAACUUCACAAGUACAAGAGGCUAUUCGUGCAAACUUUAGAGGUUUUGAUAAUAUGGAAGCUUUGUUGCAUGAUACAAUGGGUAUGAUUGGUCAAUUAGGUGGUCAAGAAUUAAAUUUUCAGAUGUUUAGAAACACUUCUGAUGCUCAAGAUGAUGGUGAUGAUAAUUGCCAGGAUUCAGAUGAAGACAUAGAAGAACUAGCAGAAGGAAUAUCUGUAGAACAAUUCGGAGAUGGAUGUCUUUGA
Molecule: messenger RNA, 559 nt
Organism: Dioscorea cayenensis subsp. rotundata (Guinea yam)
Lineage: Eukaryota; Viridiplantae; Streptophyta; Magnoliopsida; Dioscoreales; Dioscoreaceae
Exons: 2
Coding region: 41-559 (172 amino acids)
Source: RefSeq, a predicted model, not a curated record